Molecule: messenger RNA, 736 nt
Organism: Brassica oleracea var. oleracea
Lineage: Eukaryota; Viridiplantae; Streptophyta; Magnoliopsida; Brassicales; Brassicaceae
Product: CASP-like protein 1C1
Exons: 3
Coding region: 90-584 (164 amino acids)
Source: RefSeq, a predicted model, not a curated record
UUCUUCCCUUCAUGAGCUAUAUUUUUGUGUUUUCAUUUUUCUCUGUUCCAUAUAAAAUUAAAAUAAACUAGAUUGUUAUUGAUCGAUCUAUGGCGAAGUUGACAAAGAGAAUAGGUGCGCUUGUGCUGCGGUUAGCGGCCUUUGGGGCGGCUCUCGCUGCUUUGAUAGUUAUGGUCACUAGCCGCGAGAGAGCUUCCUUCUUUGCCGUCUCUCUUGAAGCUAAGUACACCGAUAUGGCCGCCUUUAAGUAUUUUGUGAUCGCAAACGCUGUCGUGAGUGUUUACAGCUUUCUAGUUCUGUUUCUUCCUAAGGAGAGUUUACUGUGGAAGUUCGUCGUCGUCUUGGAUUUGUUGAUGACAAUGCUACUAACGUCAAGCAUAUCAGCGGCGUUAGCGGUGGCGCAAGUGGGAAAGAAAGGAAACGCAAACGCAGGUUGGCUUCCAAUUUGCGGCCAAGUUCCAAAGUUUUGCGAUCAGGUCACCGGAGCUCUCAUUGCCGGCUUCGUCGCGCUCGUCCUCUACGUCUUGUUACUCUUAUACUCUCUUCACUCCGUCGUCGAUCCUUUUCUUCUCCAGAAAUCUUGAAUCUAACUUCUUUUCCCACUCAGUAUCAGUUAAUAUACGUUUCAAUAUCUAUAUUAUACGUCGUUUGUGUAUUGUAUUUAUAUGUUUUCUGUUUUAUAUGUCGAGAUUGUCAUAGUAUUUCAUUUUAUGGACUAAUUAACAUUAUAGACUGA